This is a messenger RNA of Lagopus leucura (white-tailed ptarmigan), 3092 nucleotides long. RefSeq names its product ST8 alpha-N-acetyl-neuraminide alpha-2,8-sialyltransferase 1 (gene ST8SIA1). The record is from RefSeq and is a predicted model, not a curated record. Gene Ontology annotation, biological process: N-glycan processing; oligosaccharide metabolic process. Gene Ontology annotation, molecular function: alpha-N-acetylneuraminate alpha-2,8-sialyltransferase activity. The transcript is spliced from 5 exons. Lineage: Eukaryota; Metazoa; Chordata; Aves; Galliformes; Phasianidae. Bases 1 to 1029 code for a protein of 342 amino acids.
AUGGCGGGGCUGGCUUGGAAGUGGCCGCGCACCCGGCUGCCCGUGGGGGCCAGCGCCCUCGGCGUCUUCGUCCUUUGCUGGCUCUACAUCUUCCCCGUGUACCGGCUGCCCGACGAGAAGGAGAUCGUUCAGGGGGUGCUGCUGCAGCAGGGCAAGGCGUGGAGAAGAAACCACACUGCGGUCGCUGUCUUCAGGAAGCUGCUGGAAGACUGCUGUGACCCUGGGCAGCUCUUUGCGAUGACAAAACAGAACUCCCCAAUGGGAAAGAACCUCUGGUUUGAUGGGGAAUUUUUGUAUUCUUUCACCAUUGACAAUACAACUUACUCGCUAUUCCCACAGGCUACACCCUUCCAGCUGCCACUGAAGAAAUGCUCUGUGGUGGGAAACGGUGGGAUUCUCAAAAAGAGCGGCUGCGGAAAACAAAUAGAUCAAGCGGAUUUUGUCAUGCGGUGCAACCUUCCUCCUCUAUCCAGAGAAUACAGCAAGGAUGUUGGAUUGAAAACCCAGCUGGUGACUGCAAAUCCCAGUAUAAUUCAGAAAAGAUUCCAGAAUCUGCUUUGGUCUCGAAAAGCAUUUGUGGACAGCGUGAAGGUGUAUAAUCACAGUUACAUCUAUAUGCCGGCCUUCUCAAUGAAGACAGGGACGGGCCCCUCCCUGCGCGUCUAUUACACCCUGAAGGACUUUGGUGCCAAGCAGGCGGUGCUUUUUGCCAACCCCAAUUUCCUGCGUGACAUUGGCAAGUUCUGGAAGAGCAAAGGUAUCCAUGCCAAACGACUUUCCACGGGACUUUUCCUAGUCAGUGCUGCCCUUGGUCUCUGUGAAGAAGUAACAAUUUAUGGCUUCUGGCCGUUCUCAGUGGACCUGCAUGGGAAGUUUAUUAGCCACCAUUACUAUGACAAUGUCUUGCCCGAUUCCGGAUUCCAUGCCAUGCCGGAGGAAUUUCUACAGCUCUGGUUCCUUCAUAAAAGUGGUGUACUGAGAAUGCAGCUAGAACAGUGUGAGGACCCUUUAACCCAGUCUUCUGCCUAAGGAUCGUAGCAGUCGGUUUGGGAGAUCCACUAGUUUUUAAUUUCCUUGCUCUCCUACAGAGAGUUCUGAUCUUCUGUUGAUUCUUUUUAAAGGGAAAAUAAUCAUGGAUCUGCAUGGACCGUAAAAAUGCUGCUUGAAAGCCAAAUGGAAUAUGUCCUUAAUGUAUGUUCUAUGGAACUGCGGUGGGGGAAACAAACCUCUCCAUCAAGUCCAUUCAGCAGUAAUGUGAAAAUAAUGUCAGAAGCAACUCAAAUGAACUUUCUGGGUGACGUUUUUAAAUGACCGAUGUAAGAAGGGCAUUAAGGCUCAGAGAGAAAUGGGGCCACCCACAAGCUUUUGCUGACAGUGCCAAAUAUGACUGUCUGUUCAAAGAUCCAUUUCAUUCCAGAUUGGCGCCUCAUAUAACUCUUUUUUUGUUUUGUUUUUCCUUCCCUUGUGAGUGUGCUUGUGUGUAGUGGUAAGGGGUGUAGAGGAAAGUGUGUGUAUUGUUAACUCUCUUUGUUUCUUUUUUUCCAUUUUUUUGUUUUCCAAUGGAAGAAAGGUGGAAGGUGUGAAAGCCUGAGGAGCUGAGUACCAUCAACUCCUAAGACUUGUGAAUGUGAAGGGUGCUGAGAAUCUGGUAGAAGAAUGUAUUGGGAAUGCCCUGCUACUGAAUAUGGAUGAACCUACCUGUUGUAGGUUUUGUCAGGAUAGUUUGGUCAUUGCACUUAUAUCCAUAUUAAUGCUACCUUAUGGGCAACAGCUGGUUAAGGUAAAUUGGCUUGAAGAUAAAAGUUGUGGUACAAAAACAAAAGUGAAGUGCAACCAGGUUUUAACUGACCAGCUGCAAGAUUUCCAUAGUGACUUUGGUAGCAGGGAUUGCUCCUUACUUGUUGUGCUAUUUUGCCUUUGGGAUUAGUUCCGUGUUCAUUUGGACUCCAGAUGUUCAGUGACUAUCAAGGGGAUUUGAGGUGUUCAGUGAAAUGCAAGAUAAGAUUCUUCAUGUGCUUCUAACAGAAAAACUGCAGAAAUGAAUGUAAGUGUCAUUUAAAAUCAGUUGAAACUUUGAAAAUCCCUUUCUCUUUGUGCUACUAGCUCCUCUUUUCGGAUUGUAACAUUAGCCUUAAAGAUUUGUACUUCUGUUGCAAGAUUGUCUCUGGUUAAAGAGAGCCUGAAAAGUAAAACAGCCUUUGGGAGCACUGAAAAACAAUAUAGCCAGCGAGAAAAAAAUGAAACAAAGCAAACAAACAAACAAAAAAAAACCACCAGAAAAGGCAGGCACUUACGUAAUGCAGCCUUUCUCUUUGCAAUCAGAGAAUUAUAUAAGCGUGCAAAUUGCACUGCGGCUGCUCCGGUCAGUGCAGUGCCUAAAGGACUGUUUUAUUUUUGGAUAUUACUUGGACAGCGGAUGAUCCUAUUGCCAUGUAAAUGAGAAAUCUUUUUGUUUGCUUUGUUCUAACACUGUAGGACAGGAAGAAAAUACCUACUUGGUCCAGAGUGCAAUUUCAGCUGCAAGAUGCUAUCACUGUUAACUUUAUAAUCCAAAAUCAUGUUCUCUUUCUUCUACUUCUAUCGUUAGUAGCUGAAAUUCUAGUCAAAAUGUUGAAACAACAAAACUGUCGUCAGGUUUCCACAACAAUUUCCUGUGUUACCUGUUUUAGCUCCAAAGUGCUAGUAUUUUGGGGGAGGUGUCCUAUCAUAUGUUGGCAACCGCUCUCUUUGUAGACUACAAGCUGCAAGUUAUAUAGAUAUAAUUAAAAAAAAAAAAAAGCAACACCCCUGGCUCUUCUUUAAAUAUGAAUAAUUCGACUAUCUAUGUAGGACAUUGAAAAAAAGCCUUAUUUUGCUUUUUAAAAAUGUGUUUUGGAAUAAAAUCUUCUUCCUAAAUAUGGGUAUUCCAAAUAUACAUUUGGGCAUUGUUCAUUAGGAUUACAGUGUAGCUCUAAAUUGCAAAGGGGAGAUUUGGAUUAAAUGCUGUUUUAGAGAUUGUUCUGAUAAAAUCUGAAUGUCCUUCUGUAACCCAUUUUAUCUCUGUCCAUAUGCUUUUUUUGAAGUACAAUCAACACAUCAAUAGACCAUCACUG